GCCAAUAGUCGUCAGGCGACACCCGCGACACGCUUUCGGAAGUUUAACCUGUACGGAAGGCUUAAUGAAUCGCGAUCGAUUAUAAUGCGAAAUACGUUCGCAACUAAAUUGCUCGCAUACAGAAUUCACUUAAUUUCACCGAUCUUUACGCCGUAUCGUAGUAAACACUCUCAAUCGAGACUCGUGUUAAAGAUGAACGAGGCGUUUCUCCGCUAUGAGAAUGGCAACGACACGUUUAAUAUCUCGUUUCGCUAUGUGGACGAGGCGACGAAAGUUGACCGUCAGUUCAACUUUUCCAGACAAGCUGCUGAAAGUGUGAACAAUUUCCUCAAAAGGGUCGAUGCGAACGUUUGCAAGUUUGUAAACAAAAAAGUAGAUAGAAAAAGAAAGAAGAAUCCUGCUGUGGAGAUACCUGAUUUAAUAACGAGUGACAAUGUGAAUACUGGAAAAAUCAUGCUUCUCAAGAAUGAUAUCAAAGUGGAUGGCGACACAGUGUGUGAAAGCCUCCUGCAGGACUCUGCAGAAUUAAAAUUGAUCAUUUUCGAGAAAAUCUUUUUAGUGAAACGAAAUGCACCUUAUGUUUUAAAAAUCUCAUUACCAACGAGCAUAUUGGCUGGUUUUCCAACUUAUCCAUCCAAGUUUGAGUCACUGUAUACUGACAAGAAGCAAUCAAUAUUUGAUUGGUACAAAAAUGAUGCCAUUAACAAAAAGCCAAACUCAUGGAUGCAAAUAGGCAAUGAAUAUCUAUAUGUACCUAGUGUGACCGAUAUUGGUUGUCAUUUGAAAAUUAGCUGUGAACCACGGAACGAAUCAGAUUUUGGUCCUAGAGUAGAAGUAGAGUCAAAGAAUGUUGUAGAGGCUGGUCCUGGACAAUGUCCAUUUGACACUCGACAUCAGUUCACAAAACAGAAAUUAUCAGACAAGAGUUUCAGGAUAAUAUGUUAUAACAUACUGGCAGAUACAUAUGCAGAUUCUGAUUUUUCUAAAGAUGUACUGUUCCCAUAUUGUCCACAAUAUGCAUUAGAUAUGGACUAUAGAAAGCAAUUGAUACUCAAAGAAAUAAUAGGUUUUAAUGGUGAUAUAAUGUGCUUACAAGAGGUAGAUAAAAGUAUAUACGAAUAUGACUUGUUGCCUUCUCUGUAUAUGCUAAAUUACGACGGCGUGUUUAUUACGAAGAACGAAAUUAGCGAAGGACUCGCUACAUUUUUCAAUCAGGAUCGAUUUGAGAAAUUAGGAUUUCAGUGCAGCGUAAUGGCACAAAAUGUUGAUUUUCCCAAGUUUGCUGCCAUCUGGUCCAAAAUCGAUAAUGAUAAAAUGAAGGAGAGAUUUUUGAGUAGAAAUACAACCAUUCAGGUGACGACAUUACGAUCAAAAGAGAACCGAUCAGAAAUCUUGCUCAUUGGCAACACGCAUUUAUAUUUUAAACCUGAUGCAGAUCAUAUACGAUUAUUGCAAGGAUAUUAUGCAGUGACAUAUAUACACGAUGUCGCGAAAAGGAUUCAGGAAGAGAAUUCAGAAUGUAAUGUAAGUGUGAUACUUUGUGGAGAUUUUAACAGUGUACCAGAAUGCGGCAUUUAUCAAUUGAUGACUGAGAAUUAUGUUCCAGAAACCUGCGAGGACUGGAAAAGUAAUACCGAGGAAGCGAUAAAAAACAUAUCAUUAACGCAAGAUCUUUGCAUGUCCAGCGCUUGCGGCACGCCGGAAUAUACAAAUUACACGCCGGAGUUCUCCGCUUGUCUGGACUACAUAUUUUACGAAAGAGAUAAAUUUGAAGUAGAACAAGUGGUUCCGAUGCCCAGUAAGGAGGAACUUACCCUUCAUACAGGUUUACCGUCCGUGGUAUUUCCUAGCGAUCAUAUAUCUUUAUGCGCUGAUUUAAAAUUCAAAGGAUAAUAAAUAGUGAAAAUUAUGAAAUGGCGUACUCUAAUAUCUUGUAUAUUAUUAAACAUAUAUAAAUCUAUAAACAUUCACACAUGUGGGACUGUAUAAAAAUGCUUGUUGUCAUCAACAUUAACGCAAAAUCUCUAUUGCCGUCAUUGAAACUUAUUAUUUUUUAGCGCUGUUUCAAGAUUAAAUAAUUUUUACAAAAUGUUUAAAUUAUUUAUCUAUUCUUUCAUUAUUUAAAAAUGAAUACACAUGUUUUUUUCAUAUUGUUAGAUUAAUUAAUAUAUAGUUCAUAAAAUAUUAAUUAAAGUUUUAUAGAAAAUAAGUUUUGUUACAAUAUUUAGAUUACGCUUCUUUUAUCAUUGUGUUAGUAUAUCCAUAUCAUUGUAAUAUUAUGAUAAAAGAAUUCGUAUUUCAUACAACACCAAUUAUUGCAGAGAGUUUUCAGAAAGGUUUCAACCUUUCACAUUUCAUAUGUAACACUUCUGAAAUGAUUUUGCAAAAUAUAGUAUGAAACAUUGCAACAAAUGUUUCUAAAAUUUUGUGAUGUGAAAUGUUGCAAUAAAAAUAUUUCUAAAAUCUAUCAUAUGCAGAACGUUAUUAAAUUGGGUUUUUUAAAAUUGUACAAAUUUUUUGUUUGGGCAUGUUAACAUAUCCAAGAAAAUUUACCUUGUUGCUCUUGCCGAUUGGACAACCGAAAAUGUUCCAAGUCCGGUGGCAUAUUUUCACUGAUUACAUGAGCAAAAAUUUCAUAAGCCACUCACUAAGUUUAUAUAGAAGUAUAAGAAUGUUUUUAUCAUAACUUGUAAUUUUCUGAAUAUAAUUUAAAAUAAUUUUAAACUAAACUUUAGAAAUAAUCUUUAAUUUAUUAUAUUAAGAGGAUUACGAUCAGCAAUAUUUCAGAUUCUUUCAGCAAUAUUUCUGCAAGAUUUCAGACGUAUGUACAACAAUCGCAAACAAUUUGCUAUCCCAGAGACAUCUCUGAAACGUUACAGAUAUAUUUCGAAACUUUUCUGAAAUGUUUCAUUUUUUUCUGUUGAAAUACUUCUGAGACAUCUCUGAAAAACUUCGUUGCUAUAUGAGAUAAUUUCGACAAAUGAAGAAAAUAGUAAAUCUUACCUGCAACAGAUACAUGCUGCAUAACUUUAUAACAUUAUGUUCAAUUAAUAUUGAUCGGCAGAUUGUAAGAACUUUUAGGAUAAGAAAAAAAUCAUAAAAGACACUAUUCAUUAAAAGAAAUAUAUGUUAAAAGUGCAACAAA
Molecule: messenger RNA, 3145 nt
Organism: Solenopsis invicta (red fire ant)
Lineage: Eukaryota; Metazoa; Arthropoda; Insecta; Hymenoptera; Formicidae
Product: 2',5'-phosphodiesterase 12
Exons: 8
Coding region: 85-1893 (602 amino acids)
Biological process (GO): nuclear-transcribed mRNA catabolic process, deadenylation-dependent decay
Cellular component (GO): mitochondrion
Molecular function (GO): 3'-5'-RNA exonuclease activity
Source: RefSeq, a predicted model, not a curated record